GACCCCCCUCGUCCCAAGGGGAGGUUCGUCACAGAUUGAUCGACGAGCGCACCACUUGGGAACUAAGCCGCCGGGGUCAGGCUGUCAGGGUUCUCCGCCCUGGCCCCGAUUAGGAUUGCGUCUGGACUGGAGAUCCGGAAAUAGUUAUCGUGUCCGUGAUUGUGGUCCCUUUCUUGCCUGGUGCUCGGUCGUGCCUUGUUCGUUCGUAUUCCCGUGUCGUGUCUUGUCUUGUCUUGUCUCUCUCUUAAAAUUUAAGCCUAGGUAGUUAACUAUUUCUCUACACACUCUUUUCGUAAACUUCGUUUCUGGUUUAAGCCUUACCUCAACCCGCCGUCGAUCUACCUAUCCGAGUUCUCUUCUGCGGCUGGAAAAGUGCAGGUCACCGCCUCGUUCUUUUUCUUCUCUUUUUCAACAUUCCUGGCUUGACGUCUGUUUUCUUCAUAACGUUCCUUCGACUAUUCAGUUCACUCUUUUUUAUUCUUCUUCUUCGUCUUCAAUUUUCGUUCUUUUUCGUUCUGAGCUAGACUCGAAUCACCUUCUUUCUACCAGCCAAGAUGCUUUCCACGACUCUUCUUCAGUCCCUUGUCCUGCUCGUCGCCGGCGCGAGUCUCUCGUCGGCAAGCCCCGUUUGGCCGCACUACUCGAUCGAUGGCGAGCACCUCGAAGUCCUUCACAUGAGAGCCUCGACGUCGGUGAAUCCCGCGGCGGUGUCGGGCGUAGAGUGCAUUGACCCAAAUAAAAACAUCGUGUUCCACGAUCAAAACGUAGCGGAACUUGCUAUCUGUGGAGGCAUCGCAGGAUCUAUCCAGAAGUGUGGUGGCGCGCCUACGACUACGACUGGUCGAUCUGGCAGUGCCGAGUUCAAGCUGAGCGCGGCGACAUCGGGUGCUACGAUCAACAUCUCCAAGGGCCGAUGGGAGCAAUGCGUUCGCGCAGCCAGGGCCGUCUGCCCAACAGGUAGCAUGAAGGGUACGUGUGCCGGCGGUGCGUCAAGCGGCAACGUGGACUUCACGCUCGAUUCGCCGUUGUAAAGGAGUGGACAGCCCAUCAGUCCGCAAUGUAUAAAAAGUAUCGGAAUCACUCGCAUUAUAAAGGACAUGGAGGAGGACCAAAAAGAGUUAUGCUUUUCUUUUGCAGAGAUCUGGCGGUAGGCGUAUGGACGUGUAUGGGGUCUCGGAUACCCUGGCGGACAUCGGGACUCGGGGCGUUUGACAGGUUAGGCGCGCAUAUCCCCUUUUUUCGUCUAUGCGGCGCCGUCGUGAACAUCGCUGCCGCGUUGAUUAGGUACCUACCUAGACAUGUACAAAAGAUAUACACACACAUAACCUUCACCUCCAGCUGAACUGGAGGGCUGGGCAGAAACAAAUAAACGCUGUAUAUAUAUCCUUCAACCAGCAAAACCCGUUUGAAUGCUGA
Messenger RNA from Daldinia vernicosa, 1416 nucleotides. RefSeq lists its product as uncharacterized. NCBI's taxonomy places the organism in Eukaryota, Fungi, Ascomycota, Sordariomycetes, Xylariales, Hypoxylaceae. The coding region runs from base 555 to 1031 and encodes 158 amino acids. The record is from RefSeq and is a predicted model, not a curated record. The transcript is spliced from 2 exons.